AGAUAAAGUUACCUCGCCACUUAUAAAAGCGUACAGUGAUGUCUUCUAAACAGUUCAUCAGUAUUAACAACAAAUAUGAUCGAAUCGUAGUGCUGGUGGAUAUGGAUUGCUUCUAUUGUCAGGUGGAGGAAAAGUUGAAUCCAGAAAUCCGUGGCAAACCCAUCGCAGUCGUACAAUACAACCCCUGGCAAGGUGGAGGCAUCAUCGCGGUCAACUAUCCGGCACGUGCCAAAGGAGUCACACGACAUAUGCGCGGCGAUGAGGCGAAACAGCACUGUCCGGACAUUGUGCUGCCACAGGUGCCACAAGUUCGCGGCAAGGCAGACAUUUCUAAGUAUCGUGAUGCGGGCAAGGAAGUGGCCGCCGUACUGCAGACGUUUACACCGCUGCUGGAGCGCGCCAGUGUAGAUGAAGCCUACCUAGACAUUACGGAGCGUGUUUUGGCCCGGUUACGUGACAUGAACGAAGGUAGAUUUCAGCUACUUCCCGACAAGCUAGCCAACACCUUUGCGGUCGGCUACAACAGUAUUGGGGAAUUUGUACAAAAAAUAUCUGGAGAUCUGGAGGGAAGAAUAGGUUCCCAAGAGUUGGAGAGCGAAGAGGACCGCGUAGUUUACAAGAAAAGUGACAUAAAACUGUUGAUAGGAGCUUCAAUUGUAAAUGAAAUCCGAGAAGCUGUAAAGGAGAAAACUGGCUAUGAAUGCUCAGCUGGUAUUGCGCAUAACAAAAUCCUGGCGAAAUUGACGGCCGGUUUCCACAAGCCAAAUAAGCAGACGAUUUUGCCUUUAAAAUGCAUUUCAAAAAUGUAUGAGUCGUUAUCGUUGAAGAAGGUCAAGGGUCUUGGCGGUAAGCUUGGCGAACAAGUUUGUGAAAUUUUGAAGAUUCAAACGAUGGGAGAGUUGGGCAAGUUCUCUGAAAAGGUUCUACAAAACCACUUUGACGAGCGGAUGGGAUCGUGGAUGUACCUCAUGGCCAAAGGGAUUGAUCUUGAAGCUGUCACCCCGAAGUUCAACAACAAAAGCAUUGGCUGCUGUAAAAGAUUCCCCGGUAAGAAUGCAAUUAGCGGCGUUGCAACUCUAAAGCAUUGGCUUGAAGAGCUAGCCAAUGAAAUACAAGAAAGGCUGGAGAAAGACUUAGAUGAAAAUAAUCGGACUGCUAAACAAAUGACAGUGAGCUACGCUCAACAAUUCGGACAAAAUGAUAUUUCCAGUACGAGAAGCGUUCCCCUGGUGGGCUAUAAUGCUGACAAGAUAGCUGCUGAUGCUCUGGAGGCUAUUAAACGAAACACGGACGUAUUCCUAAAACCAGAUAGCUCGGGUGCGUUGAAUAAUCCCAUCAAAUUUCUAGGCAUAAGCGCUUUUAAAUUUGAAGACAACGUUUCUGGGAAAAAGAGUGAAUUGAUGCAAAUGUUCUCCAAUAUCGCCAACAAAGUGAAAGAAGGAGAAACAUCAAAAGCUACUGAAGUGGCUCAGCCAGAUUUAUCAGCGAACCGGCACGAAAAAAAGGAUAUGAAAUAUUUUUUCAAGCCACCAGAUGAGCCUGACGAGACAGGAAAAAAUACCUCUCAAGUAAGCAAUGAACAAAGCGCAAAUGAUCAAAGUGAGACACAUGGAAACACUGAAAGGAAGGCCAAGCCAAAUCCCUCUUCCAUUGCAAGCUUUUUUGAGAAAAGUUCCAAACAAUGUUCAGUGCUUGAUAUAACACCCAUGCCCAUGGGCAAUAAUUCAAAUGAACAACCUUCAAUUGCGGAAAUGGAGGCCAAACUUUUUGAAGAGUUAGCCGAUAACUCAGCUCCGUAUUUGAAUAAUACCCAGCCUAUGGAACAGGAUGACGGUCCGGUAGCUGAAGAUCUCGACUCACAACAGCCCUCUACGUCUGGAUUGAAUACUGCAGAUUCAAGUGACGACCCAAAAGCUGUUUCCGAGAAGGUCGAUAGAGCCUCAUUCUUGGAGGUGAAGACUGUGGAAACCAUAAAUGAACAGGUUGAUGCCGCGAAGGUCAACGAUCCAUCGUCGAACAACGAAUCCCAUCGUUUAGAUUACCGUCAAACUUAUGCCGAAUUCAGCCGUCCUCCAAGCCUUCCGGAACCGGUGCAAAAACCAUGUCCCGAAUGUGGACACAAUGUACCUGAAUACGAAUUACAAUCACAUCUCGAUUUUCAUUUUGCUCUCCAACUUAGCCAAAUGCAACGAGAGGAAUUUCGCAGCGAAAUCAAAACGAAAUAUGCAUCCCCUUCUUCUGCUACUGCAAAAUCUAAAAGCGCGCCAUCCGCUCAACGGCCAAAACCUAAAGUUCCGCUUAUAGAUAAGUUUCUGACAGUAUCAGCCAAUACAACAACGAAUAUCCCCAUCGAAGAUGCAACGGCAAAAUGCUCCGAAUGUGGCAAAAACAUCCCAACGGCAAACAUGCCGGAACACCUUGACUAUCACGCCGCAAGGAAACUACAGAUCGAGCUCAAUAAACUAGAAAUGCAAACCGUACAGUCCAACAAGUUUGGAUCCGUCGGCAGCAGUACCUGCGUUCCCAACGGUAAUCUCAAACGAAAGCGACCAGCCACCGGGGACAAAGGUCAGCCAACUAAGUUGAACAGCUUGUCGUCGUACUUCACCAAAAUGUGAUCGCAACUGACGAGCGUGUUUUAUGUGCCAUGUCGAGUAUGUAAGGUUAAAUUGUUUGUUGAAUUGUUUCCAUUAGAUCUAACAUGAAAAAAAGUAAAAAGAAAAAU
Molecule: messenger RNA, 2725 nt
Organism: Aedes albopictus (Asian tiger mosquito)
Lineage: Eukaryota; Metazoa; Arthropoda; Insecta; Diptera; Culicidae
Gene: DNApol-eta
Product: DNA polymerase eta
Exons: 5
Coding region: 39-2618 (859 amino acids)
Biological process (GO): response to radiation; error-prone translesion synthesis
Cellular component (GO): replication fork; nucleus; site of double-strand break
Molecular function (GO): damaged DNA binding; DNA-directed DNA polymerase activity
Source: RefSeq, a predicted model, not a curated record